AGAAAAACAUGGUGAGUGGCACGUGACAUAACAAACUGGGUCCAAGGAAAAUGUGCGAACGAUUAAACGUCGCAGUUGAAUGCUGAGUUGAUUUUCUCCUCUUGUUUGUCAUGUCUUUGUUGAGUGCGAGCACUGAGUGUGAUAAUAUAUAUAUAUAUAUAUAACACAUCAUUCUUAUUUUAUCGAAACACAGAACACUCCAAUUUGCCAAAAAUGGAUGACCCCAAACUACCCUCUCAUCACUCAUCCAUCUCUCUCAUUGCUAGGCUGGAUCAUUUGGAGUUCAUUAUGAAAUACUUAGAAAGAAAACAAAGAUCUGGCAGCAAUGUCCCUUCUGACAAAGCCAAACAACCUUUCGAUUUCUCCACCAAAGAGGAUUUCUUUAAAGGCACAUUGUUGGAUCGAGUUACCUCUCUUGAACACAGACUUUUUAAGCUUUAUGUAGAUAUUGAUUCAAGUGGAAACCCUCUACCUUUGUCCCGUGAUUCCACACAAACUUCUGGGGAAUCUUCUACCAGCCAGGGAUCCAAGACAGAAAUAUGUCACUCUUUUCCAACUUUCAACAAUCUCUCAAAUAAUACUGAGAGAGGAUUAAUGCCUAUCAAGACAACUGAAACAUCCCAGGAAAAAUGUGAGAGCGAGAAGCAACAAAUUAAAAACUCGUGUCCUCCUAAGCAACAGGUGCAGGUGGUGAAGAAUAGACCUAAGAAGAAUGAAAAGAAAGGCCAAGUUGAAAAAAAACGAGUAUCUAAUGUUGGUUGGCCACAUUUAAAACUACUAGGUUGCUGAUCCUCGUAACAUUGGUUAGUUUCUUACUUCUUUUACCCGACCAUGAACAUUAAUAUAAAUUUGUGUCGUUCGGUUUGAAUUUUCUGGUACAUUACUUUAUACUGGUAAUAAUAAAGUAUGAGAUUAGAUUUGGUAGAUAUAGUCACAAGGAUACUUUUUUAUCAGAAAUGAAAGAUUAUUUUUUAAAAUAAAGAAUUAAUCUGUUUUAAAGAUUUUAUUUUCUCAUCUGUACUGAAGAACAAAAUCGUUUGGGAGUCGUAUCAUUGUUGAACAAAAGUAUAGUCACAGUCACAGUACAAUUGUUUGCACUGGAGUACUUGGGGAAAUGAACCAUCGCAGAUUUUAAGGGACAGAAGACCAUGUGAAAUCGUGAACUGUAAUAACACUAGCUUUGGUUCCAGCUUCAGACAACCCAAUAUUUCUAAUUAUUUAAGUAGAAUUAUUGGAAAAAAGAUGCCAUCGAUCUCGUAGUUUGGAAGGACCUAGAGUUUUUAAAUGCAUAUUUCAUAUAACAUAACUAAGGAUGUGUUUAAGAAAUAAGCAACAAAUUUCACACGUCAUAUUUUUCAGACAGAGCCAAAACACUGAUACAAGUGAAUUUGAGGAAAUGCAUUUUUUUAAGUGUAUAUUAUAUAUAUACUCUGAAGUUCAAAUCGCAGUGAGCCGUCAGAGGCAAAGAAGGUUUAAUUGAAAAAUGAUUUGUUAAGGAGUUGGAAUCAGAUACACCCACUAACGAAAGGUCUAAAGAGAAUUUCAUGAUC
Molecule: messenger RNA, 1550 nt
Organism: Vigna umbellata (rice bean)
Lineage: Eukaryota; Viridiplantae; Streptophyta; Magnoliopsida; Fabales; Fabaceae
Gene: MSP2
Product: microspore-specific promoter 2
Source: RefSeq, a predicted model, not a curated record